AUUUUUCCAGGGGUCCCCCACCCAUUCCCAUCCCGCCUUCCACCUUCCGCCCUCCGUCAUUUGGCACUCCAUUGCAUUGUAUCCCAUCGUAUCGCGUCGGGGCGCAUCGCGGCGCAUCGCAUCGCAUUGUAUUUCGUCCCAUCCCGUCUCUCCCCGCCGUAUCCUGGAGGGGGUUUUCCCAAAUCCCAUACCCAGCCGCAAUCUCGACGAGUCACGAGCGGCACCGUCGUGGCCCCCGGUAACCACCACAUAUGAUGCUACUGCGGACAUGACAACAGAGCCAUCGUCGCCCAAGCGGCGGCAUAUAUUGUCAGCUUACAACCCUGAAGAGCCGCCCCCGACUUCCACACAUGAGGAGCACAACGCUGCACCCGAACAACCCGUCUCUGUAUCACCGCGCCGCUCCACGGCCACUCCGCUAGCCACAGGUGACGGUGCCGCACCAGAGUAUACCGAAAACCACCACAAAUCCUCAAAGUUCCGUUUCAAGUCGAGCCGUCGAUCCCGUCGCUCAUCACGACACCGCCAACGGGAUUACGACGACCAUGGCAAGGAAGCCUCGCACCGCUCAUCGACAAAGCGUCGCGAUGGAGAACGUGAUGAUGGCCACGACAGCGACCGUGAUGAGCACACCAGUUCCCGCCGCCACAGGCACCAUCACCACCACCAUAGACAUAAGAGGCGACGCGACCGCCCGCGCACCCGCUCGCCUACGCCGCCGAACCCACAUGGACCACCCCCACUGAGUCCCGAAACGGCUUUUCGCGAGUCGCUCUUCGACGCCAUGGCCGACGACGAAGGCGCUGCGUACUGGGAGGGCGUCUACGGCCAACCCGUACACCUAUACUCCAACCAGAGAUCUGGACCCCAGGGCGAGCUCGAGCAGAUGGACGACGACGAGUACGCUGCCUACGUCCGACAGAAGAUGUGGGAGAAGACCCACCAGGGGCUGCUCGAGGAACGAGCGAGGCGCCAAGAGCAGGAGAGGCAGAAAGAGGACAAGCAGAAAGAAGCGCAUAAGCUCACCAAGGAAAUGGAAGAUAGUCUUCGGCGUGGUGACGAGAGAAGAAAACGAAAGGGCUGGAGGUCAAGGUGGGAUGCCUACCUUCAAGCCUGGUCCGAGUGGGACGGCCAUGUCGAGACCAUGAGCUGGCCAGUAGCAGGAGGCAGCAGAGCGGACAUCAGCAGCGAAAAUGUCAGGGACUUCUUGAUCAACGGCCUCGACCCCCUCGCGAUAGGUGAGAAGGAGUUUCUGGCCAAGCUGAAGGAGGAACGAGUUCGAUGGCAUCCGGACAAGAUUCAGCAGAGGCUGGGCGCAAGGUUUGAUGAUUCCGUUCGUCAAGACGUGACAGCAGUCUUCCAGAUCAUUGAUAAACUAUGGUCCGACACUCGGUCAAACGGAUGACAUGCAAAAGGCAAGGCGUUUUACUGGUCCUGUAUUUUUCUCAACAUUUCACUCACAAGAUACCCAUGGCUAUUAGAACAAGAACUGGAAAAA
Truncatella angustata is the source of this 1498-nucleotide messenger RNA. RefSeq lists its product as uncharacterized. Bases 269 to 1405 code for a protein of 378 amino acids. The record is from RefSeq and is a predicted model, not a curated record. Gene Ontology annotation, biological process: canonical NF-kappaB signal transduction. The transcript has a single exon. NCBI's taxonomy places the organism in Eukaryota, Fungi, Ascomycota, Sordariomycetes, Amphisphaeriales, Sporocadaceae.